This is a messenger RNA of Prorocentrum cordatum, 387 nucleotides long. NCBI's taxonomy places the organism in Eukaryota, Dinophyceae, Prorocentrales, Prorocentraceae. The record is from the annotation of a GenBank genome assembly.
AUGGGCAGCUGCUUCGGGUGCAAGAUGGCGCAGCGCGACAUUACCCUGGCCGAUGCAGACCCCGAGUCCAGCGACGAGGACUCCGGCGCGGGCUCGGAGGGGGCAGUGGGCGUGCCCUACCCGAGCCCACGCCGGUCUCCGAGAGGCGGGGAGGUGGUGGAGCAGGCGCAGUGGAAGGUCGGCCGCAGGCUGUGGGGCUGGUGUGCCUGCGACUUCGACGUGUCCCCGGGGGCCUCCCCGAUUGAGACCGGCGCUGGUGAGGUCCUGCAGGGCAGUGGUCCCCGCAGUGGCAGCUCCCCCACGAGGCGUUUUGGCCCAGAAAUCCCGCCUCUUAACCUCUCUGCUCCUGCGGCGCCCAAGAAGAAGAAGCCAAAGCCGCGCAUGUAG